GUGAGCAGCAAUGAUGGGGAUCAGGUGUGGAGCUGGAGCGGGUGGCUUUGCCCCCCGCAGUACAAGGAUCAAUCAGCGCCGCCUGCUCCCCGCGGUAAUGCCAUAAAGCCGCGAGGGCGAAGCCGCUGCUGCUGAGCUGCACUAAAGGGACAGAGCUGGAGCGACAGUCGGGAGGAACUUUUUUUUUUUUUUUUUAAAGCGUAGGAAGUUUAAACACAAACCCGCCCUGCUGAGUCUGCAAAGCGCGGAGAGGGCCAGGGAGGGGAGCCUGUGCCUGAGCUAAACUUUGAGCCAGUCACAAGACUUCCCAGCUCUCUGGCCGCGGGGUAGGGGGAGUCGGGUUCCUCGCCUGAGUCGCCCCGGGAGCCAGCUGCACAGAGCCCCGCCUGCAGAGGACCGGUAAGGGGGACACGUGCGGGAGAGGGGCUUCCCCAGAGCCAGCAGGCGCAAGAGGCUUUGAGCCCCUGGCCCCCAGCGGCCUUGGGGGGAGAUGCAUUCUCUUUAAGAGCAACAGAACUAGAAAGAGCAAAAAUGACAACUGUGAGAUAUGAACAGGGGUCGGAACUGCCAGAAGCUGAUGGCUUUCAAAAGACAGGGGAGCCAAGCAUAAAGAUUGAUGAUGGCUGCAUUGAGGAUAAUGAACCAGACACUUGCUCCCGUACUAUUAAGAAAAAGAUUUCUCCAUUUGUGAUGUCAUUUGGAUUCAGAGUAUUUGGUGUUGUACUCAUCUUUGUGGACAUUGCUCUUGUGAUUGUGGACCUAGCUAUUAGUGACAAGGAAAAGAGCAUAAGAGAGACCCUGGAAGGCGUUUCCUUGGCAAUAGCGCUCUUCUUUCUCGUGGAUGUUCUCCUGCGAGUGUUUGUUGAGGGCUUCAACAAUUAUUUCAAGUCCAAACUGAAUGUUUUAGAUGCGGUGAUUGUCGUGGGCACCCUGUUGAUUAAUAUGGUGUAUUCUUUCUCCGACUUCAGUGGUGCAGACAAGAUCCCAAGAAUGGUUAUCAUCCUUCGAGCUUUGAGAAUUAUCAUUCUGAUAAGAAUAUUUCGCCUGGCCUCGCAAAAGAAACAACUAGAAAAGGUGACCAGGAGGAUGGUCUCGGAAAACAAAAGGCGCUAUACAAAAGAUGGCUUUGACCUGGACCUUACUUAUGUUACUGAUCGUAUUAUUGCAAUGUCAUUUCCAUCAUCUGGGAAGCAGUCUUUCUAUAGGAAUCCUAUAAAGGAAGUUGCAAGAUUCUUGGAUACAAAACAUAAAGACCACUAUACAAUCUAUAACCUUUGCAGUGAAAAAGGUUAUGACCCUGUGUACUUCCAUUACAGGGUGGAGAGAGUCUUUAUUGAUGACCACAAUGUCCCCAGCCUAGAGGACAUGCUGAAAUUUACUGCCAAUGUGCGUGCGUGGAUGAAACAGGAUGAAAAGAACAUCAUAGCAAUUCACUGUAAAGGAGGCAAGGGCAGGACUGGAACAAUGGUUUGCACUUGGCUCAUUGACAGUGACCAGUUUGAGAGUGCAAAGGAGAGCUUGGACUAUUUUGGGGAGAGGCGAACUGAUAAAAGUACAAGUUCCAAAUUUCAAGGAGUUGAAACACCAUCCCAGAGUAGGUAUGUUGGGUAUUAUGAGAUCCUGAAGAACAAGUAUAACUUGAAACUCCCACCGGAGAGACGCCUCAAAAUAAAGAACAUCAAAAUCUACUCUAUUAAUGGAGUUGGAAAAGGCAAUGGAAGUGAUCUUAAAAUACAGAUAAUUAUGAAAAGGAAAGUUGUAUUCCAUUGUGUUUGUGCCACUCAAGAAAACUGUAGGUUAUUUUUUGAUGCUGAAAAUGACUUUGCAGUAAUUGGCUUGGAAGACUGUCCUGUAAUAAGCGGUGAUGUGAAAGUCAGAUUUGAAUCUCAAACUGAUCUUCCAAAAGGCUAUGACAACUGCCCAUUCUUCUUCUGGUUCAACACCUCUUUUAUAGAAAAUAACAGGCUUUACCUUCCUAGAAAUGAGUUGGAUAAUCCUCAUAAAUCAAAAAUGUGGAAAAUCUACAGGGAGAAGUUUGCUGUGGAGUUGAACUUUGUAGAACCAUAAUGAGAAGUUGUCAGCAUUUGUUUAAAAAGAAUUGAUGUUCUUUCCCUCAAAGAAUCAUGGUUGGUCUUCACCAAUAUAGUGGCAUUUUCUGAGUCUCCUUCAUGUAAUUCUUGGUGUGUUUGUAUGGAGAUACGGUAUCUCAAAAUUAAAUGUUGAAACAAGGAAAAAUA
This is a messenger RNA of Chelonia mydas (Green sea turtle), 2237 nucleotides long. Its product is annotated as phosphatidylinositol 3,4,5-trisphosphate 3-phosphatase TPTE2. Gene Ontology annotation, biological process: protein dephosphorylation; transmembrane transport; monoatomic ion transport. Gene Ontology annotation, molecular function: phosphatidylinositol-3,4,5-trisphosphate 3-phosphatase activity; monoatomic ion channel activity; protein tyrosine phosphatase activity. Bases 532 to 2067 code for a protein of 511 amino acids. Lineage: Eukaryota; Metazoa; Chordata; Testudines; Cheloniidae. Gene Ontology annotation, cellular component: membrane; cytosol. The transcript is spliced from 19 exons. The record is from RefSeq and is a predicted model, not a curated record.